AUGCUCUCCAACCCGUACUCCCGCCGCUCUUGGCGCCCGAUGCUUCUCAUGACCCUCGGCCUGCUCGCCAUCUUCAGCUUCUACAACCAAACGCAGGUCCGAGAGCAGACUGUCCAUGUGCAGCGGGCCAUCACCGAUGGCCUGCAGACCAUCUAUCAAGCAGGGCGUACCCACAACAACACCCUCUACCAGCAGGGCACCGAGGAUCACGUUGUCCGCGAAUAUGACUUCGGCACGAACCCCUGCCGCGACUUUCCUGACACCCAGGGUAUCCUCACGGUCAUGAAGACGGGCGCCACCGAGGUCUUCGACAAGCUGCCCACACAGCUCCUGACCAACCUUCAAUGUCUGCCCGACUUCCUGCUCUUCUCUGACCGCGAGCAGCAAGUCGGCCAGUGGCAUGUCUAUGACGCCCUCGCCGACGUUUCCGACAAGGUCAAGGCCGACAAUCCCGAAUUCGACCUGUAUCGCACACAGGCCGAGUGCCCCGUCGCCCAAAAGUCCUGCCUCAACACCUACCGCGGUGCUGCUGCUACUGCCGCAUGGAGUCUCGACAAGUACAAAUUUCUUCACAUCAUCGAGCGCGCCUGGCAGAUGCGCCCCAACCAAACGUGGUACCUCUUCACGGAAGCAGACACCUACAUUGUCUGGCCCAGCCUCGCCUACUGGCUCCAGACAAAAAGCCCCGUUGUCGACCCCCUCGAGGAGCCUGCUUAUAUCGGCAGCGGCGCCAUGCUUGCGGGCAUCCCUUUUGCCCACGGUGGCAGCGGCUAUCUCCUCAGCGGCGCCAUGGUUCGUAACCUUGUCGAAGGCGUCAUUGGAUUGCCCGAAUUCUACGAUGAUAAGGCGCGCAGUCACUGCUGCGGCGAUCAGCUGGUCGCCAAGGCUAUUCUCGAGAACGAGGGCAUCAAGCUGCAACACGCGCACCCCAUGUUCAAUGGAGAGAAGCCUAGCACUCUGCCUUACGGGCCCACGCAUUGGUGCGAGCCGAUUUUGACCAUGCAUCACAUGGACUCGGAGGAGGUCAGCGCCAUGUGGCAGUUUGAGCAGACGCGCAAGAAGAAUAACACCAUCCUCAUGAAGGACCUUUACAAGGCCUUUGUUGCGAACAAGAUGGUCGCUGCACGCACCCACUGGGACAAUCUCUCGGAGGACGUCUGCUACAUCGAUCCAAGCCCCUUCGUUCGAAAGAAGGCGGACCCCAAGACCCUGAAGCGCGAGAAGAAAGACGCCGACAAGAACUCUAUCGAGGCAGAGGCCCACACCUCUCUUGCGGCCUGUGCAAGAGUGUGCGAGUAUGAAGGUGUCGAGGAAGCCUACGAAGACGCUAUUGAGGAGGCAGAGAAUGAAGCAGUAGGCGACCCUGCUGCCGCUGACCAGAUCGACGGCCAGGGUGAAGCUGGCGGCCUCAACAAGCAGACGAGCUCGCGCCGCAUGCGCAGGCAGCUUGAGCAGAAGAUGGCGGCGCGCAACCCUCUCGACCGCCGCUGCUUCCAGUACCGCUACCACAACGGUAUCUGCUGCACCGGUCGUAGCUUCAAACUGGGGGCCCCCCGGCGCGAGGCCAAGGGCAACAUGAUAGACAAGCCAACUGACGUGUGGCAUAGUGGGUGGCACCUGCAGGGUAUCCAAGACUGGAUCAAGGCCAAGGGAGAGUGCGAUGGGCCUAGGUGGAAGAUUCCCGACAAGCUAUAGCGAUGUCGCUCUCCUUUUUUCUUCUUUUUUCUUUGCAUCUUUCUCCUUCUGAUCCGGUUGGGUUGGACUCGGCAUCUAUAGACAUGGCCCGGCGUUUGGUAUAAGGACCAGGAAGGAAUACUGGACUGGCGGCGUCAUGGGAGUUUUGGGCUAGCGACAUGUUUCUUUUCAUAUGAUGCGCCUGGGCGGACCGGGCUUCUUCUAUAGCUUCUUCCAGCAAAUAGAAUGGAAGCGAGGCAUCUACC
Verticillium alfalfae VaMs.102 is the source of this 1940-nucleotide messenger RNA. RefSeq lists its product as hypothetical. The record is from RefSeq and is a predicted model, not a curated record. The transcript is spliced from 2 exons. Lineage: Eukaryota; Fungi; Ascomycota; Sordariomycetes; Glomerellales; Plectosphaerellaceae. The coding region runs from base 1 to 1695 and encodes 564 amino acids.